Messenger RNA from Cucumis melo (muskmelon), 1043 nucleotides. RefSeq names its product glutaredoxin. NCBI's taxonomy places the organism in Eukaryota, Viridiplantae, Streptophyta, Magnoliopsida, Cucurbitales, Cucurbitaceae. Gene Ontology annotation, biological process: cellular response to oxidative stress. The transcript is spliced from 4 exons. The coding region runs from base 211 to 588 and encodes 125 amino acids. The record is from RefSeq and is a predicted model, not a curated record. Gene Ontology annotation, molecular function: glutathione disulfide oxidoreductase activity. Gene Ontology annotation, cellular component: cytoplasm.
AAUCCGGACGGUGAAAUGAAUUAUUCCUGGGCAUUGAAGAUAUUCGGCGUUCGGACGGCCGUAAAAGCUUAUUCCUUUACUUUUUCAGUAAAUGAAUUUGACAUAAAAGAUUCGUUUCUUUAGACCUUCAAAUUCUUCUUCUCCAUUUCCAAAUUCAGAACCAUCUCUUCAUAGCAAAGACUCCUUGAAACUCUCUUGUUAAGCGAGGUCAUGGGGUCCUGGUUCAGCUCAAACAAAUUCAGUAAAGAAGAGUUGGAGGUAGCUCUUAACGAAGUCAAGAAGAUAAUCUCCACUGACCCUGUUGUUGUUUUCAGUAAGACUUAUUGUGGGUUUUGCUCGAGUGUCAAAAAGCUGCUCACACAGCUUGGAGCUAGGUAUAAGGUCAUCGAAUUGAACCAAGAAAGUAAUGGAGAUAAAAUUCAGUCAGCUUUAGCAGAGUGGACUGGCCAAACCACGGUACCUAAUGUGUUUAUUGGAGGAAAGCACAUCGGUGGUUGCGAUGCGGUUACCGAGAAGCAUCACAGAGGUCAGCUAGUGCCACUUCUUACUGAGGCUGGUGCCAUUGCCGGUAACUCUGCUCCGCUGUAGCUUUUGUUCACUGCUUUACAAUCUAGGGAUGAAGCAAAUGUAUGUCGAUGGAUAUGAGGUGUGUACAAAACAGUUGUGAAAAUGGUUUAACGUAGCCUUUUAAGUUACCUAAAAUAAAACGUGGAAGCUGAAGAAAUCUAUGGCUAUGGUUGAAUUCCUGCAUAGAUAAAUAUUUGGAACACAAUGAUGGAUUGUUUCUACUUGGUUCUGCUUGCUUUACGGCUACCACAUUACAGUUAGCUUAACUACAAGCGUUGAUCAAGGGGUUAAAAGAGACAAGUAAUUUGUUUUGGUUCAUGAAUUCGAACUUGUAGUAAUCUAAUUGCUAAGGUUAAGUUUGUCAUUGAAAGAGCAGAGAUAGUGUCAUAAAGAUUUAUUGCACGUUUUGAUUAACUUCAUAUAUGGUUAUAGACUUACUUUCUAAAUGGUUAUAAACAUUCUUUUACACUUAUAAA